This is a messenger RNA of Trichoderma asperellum CBS 433.97, 1268 nucleotides long. The record is from RefSeq and is a predicted model, not a curated record. NCBI's taxonomy places the organism in Eukaryota, Fungi, Ascomycota, Sordariomycetes, Hypocreales, Hypocreaceae.
AUGCCCAGCGCUCGUACUGAUACCAAGGCCCAACGGGCUUUGCGAGACAGUGCUGCAAAGGUGCGCGUGUCCGAUCUGGGGGUCCAGUCGCUUUUGAGUGUUGAGUUGCUUGUUGGUGCAGGUACCAGAGACUCCGUACUCGUUCCCAGACUCUGCGCGCGACCCUGCGCCACGCUGCUCGCUCCGCGGGUACCAGCUACCUGGCCGCCCUCGUCGUACUCCGUGCCUGUCUGCCAUGGCGCAGCGGUACCGCCACCAGCACUGGCGCUAGCCGGCCGGAGUGGUGCUGCUUGCCCUGUAGUGCCCUGUGCUAGCAGCGCUGGAUGGGACGCUGGCCAGUGGACGCGGUGGGCGCCCCACCACCCCCAGUGCCGCUGCUGGCAGGUUCUCGUGCCUUCAGAUGCGGCCCACCCCCCUGUCCACUUCGACGCUCUUCCACGGCCGGCUGGCUGGUAUUCCCUUUUCAUCCGGCCUCUUGUCGCCUCUGCCUCUCCUGCAUCUGCUCUCCUACUUCACUACUUCUACUUCCACUUCAUCGCUCCCUCUUCCUCCUUCCCGCUCCCCCUCCCCGUCAAAGGCCUUCUUUCUCCUCGCAGCUUGCGUCUCGUCAGCCUCGUGCUUCGAACUCCCAUCUCCGACUCGUCUGCCCAGUCGCCGCGUCUCGUCGCAAUCGCCAAUUCCAGCGCCAGAUUCGCCACCUCGACGAUAAACCCUCGCAAGCCUGCCGCCAUCCGAACCUCAUCGGCCCCGACGCAACCGAUUCCCUCCCCAAACAGUUCGACGAGAGAAAGAAGGGUCCUCCUUUGCCUAGAUCCCUGCAGCGGUCCGCCUCAGCUCAGCUUUUUCGAGCAACGUCGUCUCGUCGCCCAUAGACAAUCGCCCGCCAGCGUGUACUUGUCACUGCUUCGCCGCAAACUCGUCCUUUAGAGCCUCGGCCCUAGUGCACUCCGCCCGUCUUCGUCAUACCGUCCCGGUCUCGGCCGCUCUCGAUAAGCUCCUCCAUCAGCACCUUGAUCGAGUCACCGGGCGAUAGUCACAAGUGUCCUUGUUCUCAAGCGGCCUUUUUUCUUUUUACCCAAAAGUUGUUCGGCUCAACCUCGCUCGCGACUUGACAUCUGCAUCUCUUCGCCUUGAUUGAGUCACCCCCUUUCCAGCGAGAGCUACGCUCCGCUCACGGCCGCCACCUUGGUUGGUCCGCCACGUUGCUACACUCUCCCUGAUUCUUCUCUUUCUCUUUCUCCUCACAACCUCAACCUCAACGUCUAUAC